CCAGAUUGCGAAUGUUUCUUCUGUAGAAUCGAGCCAAGACGACAUUAUUGAGAAUACGCCGAUGACAGAUCAGUUAAAAUACAGCAGAGACAAACUACAACUUGCAAUUAAUUCUGCCUUACAUAAGCGUAGAUGCUGCCUUAAUAACAAUUUGGGGACAAUAUCUCCAAUAUACACUGAUGAGAGUGAUGUAGAUGACGAUGUCGCAGAUCCAACAUUUGUUUCCGAAGAUCAACUUACUGAAAGCUGUAGAAGGAGGUUUAAAUUAGUCCCGGCAACCUCUAGUUCUUCAGAUUCCGAGCCUGAAGUUGAGAUUGAGCAAAAAGGUCGUAAACGAACCCAGUGUCUACAAAAAUGGAAACAAAAUAAGGCAAAACAAUUGAGAAAUCUUGGAGAAAAAUAUGUAUCCCUUUCUAAAACUAAAAAGACGAUGCCAAGCCGUUGUCUUAAAAUACCAUGUGAAGAGAAAUGCCACUUAAAAUGUUUUCAAAAUAUUAGCACUGAGGAAAGAUAUAAGAUAUUUCGUAAUUUCUGGAAAUUAGGUGAUUUAGGUGAGCAAAGAGCUUUUAUCAAUUAGUCUAUGGUUGACCUGAUGCCCAAGUAUGCAGAAAUGCAUAAAAUG
This is a messenger RNA of Galleria mellonella (greater wax moth), 622 nucleotides long. RefSeq lists its product as uncharacterized. NCBI's taxonomy places the organism in Eukaryota, Metazoa, Arthropoda, Insecta, Lepidoptera, Pyralidae. Bases 62 to 577 code for a protein of 171 amino acids. The record is from RefSeq and is a predicted model, not a curated record. The transcript has 2 exons.